Molecule: messenger RNA, 1188 nt
Organism: Neopsephotus bourkii (Bourke's parrot)
Lineage: Eukaryota; Metazoa; Chordata; Aves; Psittaciformes; Psittacidae
Product: lymphocyte antigen 6E-like
Exons: 3
Coding region: 387-767 (126 amino acids)
Molecular function (GO): acetylcholine receptor inhibitor activity
Source: RefSeq, a predicted model, not a curated record
GAGGAUAGGAUCCUUUUGGAUGCAGCUUGCUUUGAGACCCAGGCAGGCCUGGAAAGGGAAACAUUCCUCUUCUCACGUGGACACUGUUUUGUUUCUGUGCUUUGCUUUUCCUCCACUUCUCCAGAAUUAGAAACUGGUGCAUAGUUAGCACCAGAUGAACAAGCUGCAUUGUGAAACAAGUAGGGAAAAAACGAGGGGGGAGAGCAUUUGCCUGUUCAGAUUUACAUACUUCCACAUACAAGCGCUGACACGCUCCUCUCAAUUAUCCCUCAUCUGACACAGCAACCCUGUAUUUAUUAUCCCUGCAUCAAAGCAAGCACUGCAGAGGUAUAAAACCUGCCCUGCAUGAGACCUGCUUGUUUUGGAGGCUGCGACACCUAUAAAGGAUGAAGACUUCUCUUCUUGUCGUGCUUGUCAUAGCCCUGUGCACCGAGAGUGCUUUCUCCUUGACAUGUUUCUCCUGCAAAGAUGCUCCUUCCAACCUGCAUUGUCUCAGUACGACCACAUGCUCUGACCAUGAGAAGUACUGUCUCACAACCUACUCUACCACGGGAAUGGGCAGUGACCGUAACCAGCGUAUCACCAAGAGAUGCUCUGCCUUUUGCCCAACAAUUGACCUGAAUAUCGGCAUAGCUGGCGUUGCUACCAGCUGCUGCGAGACCUCCUUGUGCAACAUCAGUGGUGCCAGCAGUGUGAAAACCAGCUACACCAUGAUAGCACUGGGUGUCUUGGCCAGUCUCGCCUGCAUCCUCCGGAUGGGUUUCUAAAGAGGUUGGAGGGAGAUAAAGAUUGCUUGGCCUUGUGUUGUAAGGGAUCAAGCUCUCAUCUGUACAGUCUGAAUGCUGCCCUGUUUCUCCUACCUGGAAUGUCGCAUCCCAUCAUCAAAUAUGCUCUUUCCAUGCUCUGAUAACAGUGCAUAAGAGCACAGCCCUACCUCAAAAUGGUGUUUGGAAGGGAAAGGCAUGAUGUGGAGCCCUGUGUAUGCAGAAGGGCAUCAUAUAGUCACCAUCUCUCCUACUAUUGGCCUUUAUAACUCCAUGCAUAUUUUCCCCUUCAUUAUAUCGCUGCCAUUCUCUUGUGCCAUUUUUUCCCUUUAUACUAUUUUCUGUAAGAUUUUGCUCCGAGGAAGCCUUUAAUAUUACAGUUGUUAAACAGAAGCUGGGCACAAUAAAGUGUUAUUUUAUUCUA